Messenger RNA from Aureobasidium melanogenum CBS 110374, 711 nucleotides. RefSeq lists its product as uncharacterized. The record is from RefSeq and is a predicted model, not a curated record. NCBI's taxonomy places the organism in Eukaryota, Fungi, Ascomycota, Dothideomycetes, Dothideales, Saccotheciaceae. Bases 1 to 711 code for a protein of 236 amino acids. The transcript has a single exon.
AUGCACAAAGUCCUUGAGUCAAGCCUCACACCUCUCAGCAUCUACCUAGGUGGCGGUCGAUCACACCGAUCGUCAUAUGAUAGCGAGUCGCAAUGUUUGGAGCUCGAAAAUGCUGACUUCGGAGCUCGUUCCAAAAAGAUGACCAACGUGCCUGUGCAAGGAUCAUACACCUGGCUGAGAACCCAGAUUAUUACUCGAUUCAAGAUUGCCAAGAGCUCCGAUUUUGUAAUUGACCACUUACGGCCGUUCUUCACACCUUACCUCAAACAUCUCUUCACACCUCACCUAAAACACCUCGAACUCAGCAUGGUGUCUGUCUGGACCAAGCACUUCAAUCAAAAUUUCUGGAGCGAGCAUAUCGAAAUGAUGUCCGAGCUGUCUAGCCUUCAGCACUUCAAGUUGAGCUGCCUCGAAUACUCUUUUGAGACGACAUGGGAUGAUGAUGAUGACGAUCAGGAACGAUACAUCGAUCUCCCUGGCCAUGGCCGGGUCUUUUGUCCAGGCAAUGCGUUCUACCUUACAUUUCGCGAUGGAUGUCGUUCGGUCGAGAUCAACGCUGAUCAUGUGUGUGACAAACUCAAGGAUUUAGCAUGUUACGCGGCUGCAGCAGAGGCACGUAAGCUGGAAGAUAUGAUCAGCGACCGCCGUGUGUAUAAUUUCACGGUCGGUCUCAUCGAUGGAGCUGAGCCUAUGAUCCUCGACCACCAGUAA